AUGGCUUUUGAAACAGUUAAUUGGGAAUUACGUAACUCAUCAGAGUAUCUUGAUCUAUAUGAACUAUAUGGAUCUGAAAACUCAAAAUACUUCUCAAUGAAGAUAAACCAUGGAGGAAGUUUCUUGUACUAUCCAGAAAGAGGUUAUCAUGGAGGAAUAGUUGAUCAUGUUGAUUUCAUCAACAUAACUAAUUUCUCUUUGGAGGUAUUUCAGAAAAUAAUAACUUCUUUUGGUUAUGAUAUCAACAAAACCUUUUUCUACUCUUUGGUUUCUUAUGCUCCAUUAGAUGUUGGUUUAAACAAUCUUGAAAAUAGUAAGGAUAUUUUUGAAUUUCUCAAAAAAGUGAAAACUGAUGGUUUCUUGUGUGUUCAAGAGAUAUAUCUGGAACAUCAUCACAAAACUGUUUCAACCUUUUUCCCACACAUAUUAAACUUGGCCACAAACAGUUAUCUUUGCACACAACUAUAUACAUUGGUUGCAUCCAAUCCAAAUGUUAAUGUGUGGGAAGCAAGAAUCAACUUUUUUGACAGAUUCAACUUUUGGAUUGAUGUUCACGAACUCCGUGAAGCUUUGGAAUACAUAAAGUUUCAAGUGAAUCUUCUCAGAGGAAACAAGGUGGAAAUGUAG
Molecule: messenger RNA, 627 nt
Organism: Lactuca virosa
Lineage: Eukaryota; Viridiplantae; Streptophyta; Magnoliopsida; Asterales; Asteraceae
Source: the annotation of a GenBank genome assembly